Molecule: messenger RNA, 1236 nt
Organism: Teleopsis dalmanni
Lineage: Eukaryota; Metazoa; Arthropoda; Insecta; Diptera; Diopsidae
Exons: 4
Coding region: 1-1236 (411 amino acids)
Cellular component (GO): nucleosome
Molecular function (GO): protein heterodimerization activity; structural constituent of chromatin; DNA binding
Source: RefSeq, a predicted model, not a curated record
AUGGCUCGUACAAAGCAAACUGCUCGUAAAUCGACUGGUGGUAAGGCACCACGUAAACAAUUGGCUACUAAGGCCGCACGCAAAAGUGCGCCCGCAACUGGCGGUGUAAAAAAACCACAUCGUUAUCGUCCGGGAACUGUAGCUUUGCGUGAAAUUCGUCGCUAUCAAAAGAGUACAGAACUCUUAAUUCGCAAACUGCCAUUCCAGCGUUUAGUCCGUGAAAUUGCACAGGAUUUCAAAACUGAUUUACGUUUCCAGAGUUCUGCUGUAAUGGCUCUCCAAGAAGCUAGCGAAGCAUACUUAGUUGGGCUUUUUGAAGAUACUAACUUAUGCGCUAUUCAUGCUAAACGCGUAACCAUUAUGCCAAAAGAUAUUCAAUUGGCGAGACGUAUUCGUGGAGAACGUAAUUUAUGUAUUUUUAAAACAGAAAUUUCAAGAAAUUCUCUCUUCACAUUAGGGGAUGAAAAAGGAGGUAAAGUUAAGGGCAAGGCAAAGUCUCGCUCAAAUCGUGCUGGAUUACAAUUUCCAGUUGGUCGCAUUCAUCGAUUGCUGCGAAAAGGCAAUUAUGCUGAACGCGUUGGUGCCGGCGCUCCCGUCUACUUAGCUGCUGUUAUGGAAUAUUUGGCAGCUGAAGUUCUUGAAUUGGCUGGCAAUGCAGCACGCGAUAAUAAGAAGACAAGAAUCAUACCCCGUCAUUUACAAUUGGCCAUCCGUAAUGAUGAAGAAUUAAACAAAUUGUUGUCUGGUGUUACAAUCGCACAAGGUGGUGUAUUACCAAACAUCCAAGCUGUACUUUUGCCUAAGAAAACAGAAAAGAAGUUAAUUAUGGCUCGUACAAAGCAAACUGCUCGUAAAUCGACUGGUGGUAAGGCACCACGUAAACAAUUGGCUACUAAGGCCGCACGCAAAAGUGCGCCCGCAACUGGCGGUGUAAAAAAACCACAUCGUUAUCGUCCGGGAACUGUAGCUUUGCGUGAAAUUCGUCGCUAUCAAAAGAGUACAGAACUCUUAAUUCGCAAACUGCCAUUCCAGCGUUUAGUCCGUGAAAUUGCACAGGAUUUCAAAACUGAUUUACGUUUCCAGAGUUCUGCUGUAAUGGCUCUCCAAGAAGCUAGCGAAGCAUACUUAGUUGGGCUUUUUGAAGAUACUAACUUAUGCGCUAUUCAUGCUAAACGCGUAACCAUUAUGCCAAAAGAUAUUCAAUUGGCGAGACGUAUUCGUGGAGAACGUGCUUAA